AUGUUUAAAAGUGAGAUGAAGGCGGACAGUGAGAGGUUGUCGAGGAAGGUUCGAUUCCGCGUUGCAUCCUCGCACAGCGGGAGGGUACUGAAGGAGGUGUACGCCGAUGGGGAGGCUGCCGACUCUCUGGACUCCGAGUACGCCAGUAGCUCAGAGACUGACCAAACCAGCCGGCUGAGUGAAGUGGACGGGCAGCAGAAUGGACACGUAGGGUCUGAAUGCGAUGAAAAUGAGAAUGAGCAGGACGACUUGCUCAUUUUAGUCAGAGCCACUAAAGAGAGGGGGUUUGGUACAAAGCGAGUCAACAUCCUCAGCAAAAAUGGCACAGUCAGGGGAGUCAAGCAUAAAGUCAGCGCUGGUCAAGCCCUCUUUGACAAUUUGGCAAAAGUAUUUCAG
Cariama cristata (Red-legged seriema) is the source of this 396-nucleotide messenger RNA. Its product is annotated as glutaredoxin domain-containing cysteine-rich protein 1-like. Gene Ontology annotation, biological process: inner ear receptor cell stereocilium organization; sensory perception of sound. NCBI's taxonomy places the organism in Eukaryota, Metazoa, Chordata, Aves, Cariamiformes, Cariamidae. The annotation marks the transcript as partial. The record is from RefSeq and is a predicted model, not a curated record. Gene Ontology annotation, cellular component: stereocilium; kinocilium. The transcript has a single exon.